Molecule: messenger RNA, 1371 nt
Organism: Verticillium dahliae VdLs.17
Lineage: Eukaryota; Fungi; Ascomycota; Sordariomycetes; Glomerellales; Plectosphaerellaceae
Exons: 3
Coding region: 1-1371 (456 amino acids)
Molecular function (GO): protein dimerization activity
Source: RefSeq, a predicted model, not a curated record
AUGGAUGCCAUUGACGAGUCGCAAGACUUUUUUCUCGACCCGCCACCCGAACCCGCCCCUGGCGCGCCCAUCCUUUCCGACAAUGACUCGAAAAUCAUAUCCUCUUUCUUCGACGACAUGACCGCCGACCACUACAACGUCCCUUCCUUCGGCGAGGGUCUCAAUUACAGCGACGCCUGGCUGUCUCUGCCGCCCCAGUUCAUGGGCACCGCGACCUCGCUGGGGCAGGCGUCAUUCGGCGCGCCGCUGCACUCUCCAGGCCACGAACUGCACCACCAAGACUUUUCCGACCUCAUGCCGUUAGGCUCUGCGAUGAUGCCGCCACCACCGCCGCCACCUCCACAGCACAUGAUGUCGCAUCCCCGCCCCUCGGUCGAGCAGCAGCCAUCACCCGACGUCCUGGCGGCCGCCACAUUGUUGCAAAAUGGUUCAUCCUCGCGACACCACUAUCAUAACACCGGCGGCUCCAUGUUCUCGCCGCCACAUAGGGGUAUCCCCUCGCCACUUAGCCAGCAGCUAGGCCAACAACUGCGACACCAGCCGCUUGAGGAGUUCAAGCGCGCCGAACGCACCAACGGCUUCGCAGAGAGUAGCAUGGAGGAACAGCAUUUGGGCAUGUUUACCGAUCUCGUAUUUGGUCCUUCACCCGCCGCUCCCAGCCGGCCGGCCCCGCCGCCUCCUAGGCAGAACCAUGUGCCGAUGGAAAUGCAAUGGGGAUCGGACGCGCGCUUCAGCAGCCGCCCCCACAGCUUUAUUCCAGACUCGGCGGGCGAGACGUACGAUGCACUGUCAAAAAAUCAGUUGCGGCACAUGGAGUGCCUCGAGCCCAGCCGCAGCGCAUCGAACACUCGUCCCUCGUCUCCGCUGGUCAAUGGUGAAUCAUCGGGGGCAUACAUGAAAAAAGCGCCAGAGUCAGCAAGCACCCGCUUGGAAGAUGUCCCUGAAGGCCCACCCCGUAAGAGGAGGAAGAGCCGAAGCGCGAAAGAGGAAGACGACGAUGGCUCGGAUGACGCAGAACCUCCCCUCAAGGGAGCUCGAAGGAAAAAAGGAAAAGAAGUCGCCACGGCGAGUGGGCAGGUACCGCUGCCAACAGCAGAAAACGGCACGAGCGGGCGGCGGCGCAAGUCAGCAACGGGGCCGAAGCCGCAACGAGAGAACCUGUCGGAGGCGCAGAAGCGCGAGAAUCACAUUCGCAGCGAGCAGAAGCGGCGCACGCUCAUCAAGGAAGGGUUCGACGACUUGUGCGAGCUUGUGCCAGGGCUCAAGGGUGGUGUUCUGGCAAGAGAGGAUCGGACAGCAAAGAGAGUGUCCGGAGGCACGAGGAAGGCCCGCCGUGACACAGUCCAAGCGAACGAGGCGGCAUAUAAGUAG